AUCUACUAUAUCUCUUUAAGGCCUUACAGUGAACUUUGCUAACUGUCUUAUAGCCAUAGAUCGGAGCAAGCAGCUCUCCACAAUCUGGAAAGCGAUGACCGAGGCCGAGAAGGCACCCUUCGUGGCCCUCAAAGAUGAGGAGAGCACUCGUUACGCGCAACAGGAAAUAACCCUACGCGCAGGCGGUACAAUCGACCCUGUACAGGAGCAAGAGUAUCUCGACCAGUUCUGGAGGAAAGCGGAGAACGCCCCGAGGAGCGCUGCCGUUCUGAACGCCAAGGCAUACGCUCCGAAGCACAGAAACGGAAAGGCUGCUGUCGCGCCGGUCCAGCCUCGGCCGGAUCCGGGCCAGUUUGGAGUGCUCCGACGCAUGCCCGCUAUGCAAUUCCGAGCCCCUUUGACGGCAACUCAUCUUGGCAACAUACCGAGCUCUGAAGAUCUUCUCGCUCGACUGGGAGAAACCAACGCCAAGUUGCGAGCCGACCUCGCUCGCUCGUCCAGCAACGUCAUCGACCUUACCAAGGAUGACGACGAUGAAGAGCCGGCCCGCGCCAAAUCGGCGGCAUCGGCGACCACCAUCAUUGUCGAUGACAACAGCAAGGACGCAGAUAAAGAAAAUGCUGCCUGAGACCCAGCGGGGUGUGGCCUGGAAUUCGGUACUGGGUAAUCUACUAGCGGAUGCUGCCCUCAUGUUGGCGGGUUGGCGAUUAGUCAAGGAAAAGUGUGGAGGUGGAUUGGAGAUUUGUUGAUGUGUCUUAUUGCGAGAGAGAGGCUUUGUAUAUGCCGUUGUACUCUAGUGGAGGAUAGC
This is a messenger RNA of Trematosphaeria pertusa, 808 nucleotides long. RefSeq lists its product as uncharacterized. The transcript has a single exon. The coding region runs from base 95 to 628 and encodes 177 amino acids. The record is from RefSeq and is a predicted model, not a curated record. NCBI's taxonomy places the organism in Eukaryota, Fungi, Ascomycota, Dothideomycetes, Pleosporales, Trematosphaeriaceae.